AUGUCUCUGCUGCCCAUUCUCGUCGCUCUCGCCCCUUGCGCGCACGCCUUCGCCUCGCGGGCUCUGACGGCUGCAGUCGACGGCGUGUGCCGCAACGGGGACUGCGGCUGCGGCCCACCCUGGGCUGCGCCGUGGUGCAAUGAUCAAAACAGCGUGAUCCAGGGCUGGUGCAGCGAGUCGGAGGCACACUGCGACCUGUGCGCCAACACGGACUGGUGCUCGGAUGCCUCGUCGCCACCUCCACCCCCGUCCGCGCCGCCUCCCCCGUACGCACCAUCCAUGUGCACUUGCGGCGCCGGCACGUCGAAGAAUGACAGCGGCGAAUGCGUCGCAAACUGCGGAGCCGGCACGGUCGAGAUCCCUGCCUCCGAGUUCACUCUUCACGUUGGCACGGCUGCUGACGGACGCCAGCUACUGUUUGCCACCCUGAGAGCCCUCGCGGCUAUCGACAUGGAUGCGGUCGAGAAGGCAGUGAUCGACUCGCUGAAGGAGGCGGGCGUCAUCGUCACGGCCGCGCAGAUUACCCUUCUGGACCUCGGCAACGGCAUGAUCAAGGUCACGAUCUUGCAGGACGGGGCAGGGCCGACGGCAGAGAUGGUGACGGAAGCCGCGGAGGAGCCGAUCUUCCUCGAGACCAUGGAAAAGGACCUAGGCACGCCGGUCGACUUUGCGGCCGCGAUCGACCUGUGGUGCAGCGACGAGGCGGCGGCGCUGGUCACCUACGGCCCGAUCUCGAGCUGGAACGUGCGGGCCAUCUCCGACAUGUCGAAUCUGUUCGCCAACAAGGCAACGUGCAACCCUGACAUCGGCGCCUGGGACAUGAGCAGCGUCACGGACACCAGCUCGAUGUUUGCCGGUGCGAGAGCCUUCAACCAGGACAUCAACAGCUGGGACAUGAGCAGCGUGACGAGAACCGACUUCAUGUUCAGUGGCGCGACCUCCUUCAACCAGCUGAUCGAUAGCUGGGACAUGAGCAGCAACAUGAACACCGCAUACAUGUUCUCGAACGCGGAAGCCUUCGACCAGCCAAUCAACAGCUGGGACAUGAGCAGCGUCAUGCGCACUGACAACAUGUUCUCAGGCGCCUUGUCCUUCAACAAGCCGCUCAACAGCUGGACCAUGAGCAGCGUGACAAACACCGAAUACAUGUUCUCGGGCGCGGCCGCCUUCGACCAGCCGAUCGACAGCUGGGACAUGAGCAGCAACACGGACGCCGCUUAUAUGUUCCAACUCGCGGCCUCCUUUGACCAGCCGCUCGACAGCUGGGACAUGAGGAACGUCAGGUUCACCACAAGGAUGUUGUUCAGCGCGGCCUCCUUCGACCAAGACAUCAGCGAUUGGGACCUCACGUCCAAUACUCGAUGCACUGAAAUGUUUCUGGACGCGGCAUCGAACAGCUGCACAAUCUCGUCCUCCUGCAAAGCCAUCUCGUGCUAG
Messenger RNA from Emiliania huxleyi CCMP1516, 1437 nucleotides. RefSeq lists its product as hypothetical. The coding region runs from base 1 to 1437 and encodes 478 amino acids. NCBI's taxonomy places the organism in Eukaryota, Haptophyta, Isochrysidales, Noelaerhabdaceae. The record is from RefSeq and is a predicted model, not a curated record. The transcript has 9 exons.